Anguilla rostrata (American eel) is the source of this 2423-nucleotide messenger RNA. It is a transcript of the gene mtfmt, whose product is annotated as mitochondrial methionyl-tRNA formyltransferase. The record is from RefSeq and is a predicted model, not a curated record. Gene Ontology annotation, molecular function: methionyl-tRNA formyltransferase activity. The transcript has 9 exons. Gene Ontology annotation, cellular component: mitochondrion. The coding region runs from base 207 to 1430 and encodes 407 amino acids. Lineage: Eukaryota; Metazoa; Chordata; Actinopteri; Anguilliformes; Anguillidae. Gene Ontology annotation, biological process: conversion of methionyl-tRNA to N-formyl-methionyl-tRNA; biosynthetic process.
GAAGGGUUUAGCAGUCCGUCACGGACUUCGAUUCAGGGGACAGGAAAUGAAAGCAAUAGUACGGGAAAUAUGGCGGCGCCCUGUAAACAUACCAAUACCAAACUCGAGAACUAGUUGCCUCAUAUCGCUUUAACUAACAAUAAUUUAAUAUGGCUACAUCCAGCAGGGUUAAUUAGUAAACAGGCUAAUCAUUAUUCCAAGACAAAAUGUGGAAAAAUGUCAAGUAUGUUCAGCCAAAAGGAUUUAGACAAAUAGCAAGUAUUGGUAUGAAUUUACUCGCUCCAAAAACAUGUUGUUUUGGACUAUGGCGGGUCAGACGGAUUUUAUCGAGCUACAACAGCAGUGUACAUCACACGGACCAUUCUGUCCAGAAAGAGUGUAGAACGGAACCACCUUGGAAGGUUCUGUUCUUCGGAACGGACGAGUUCGCCGUGGAAUCUUUGAAAAUUCUCUAUGCUUCAAGACAGGAGUCUAGUGGCAGAAUCGUGGAAUCCCUUGAAGUAGUGACCUUAGACAAGGACCUGCCCGUCAGGAGAUUUGCCAGUGCGAAUAACCUUGUGGUCCAUGACUGGCCGCAUGUACAUCCGCAAGGACGGUUCGACGUGGGUGUGGUCGUGUCUUUUGGCUGUCUGCUUCGGGAGGGUCUGAUCCGUCAGUUUCAGUACGGGAUCCUGAAUGUUCACCCUAGCCUUUUACCCCGGUGGCGAGGCCCAGCCCCGGUGUUCCACACUGUUCUUCACGGAGACGCUGUCACCGGAGUCACCAUCAUGCAGAUUAGGCCCAACAGGUUUGAUGUGGGCCCUAUUCUCAGUCAAGAAGUCUGCCAGGUUCCAGAGCACUGUACAUCUGAACAGCUGGGAGCCAGUUUGGCCACUGUGGGAGCCUCUUUGUUAAUUGAAACCCUGAAAAAUCUUCCGGAGAGAAUAGCAAACAGGAAAGAGCAGUCAAAGGAAGGUGCUACUUUGGCCCCCAAAAUCAACACGGCCAUGAGUUGGGUGAUGUGGGAAGAGCAGACCUGCGAUCACAUCAGCCGUCUGUAUCGUGCUAUCGGCUCACGGGUCCCACUAAGAACCCUUUGGAUGGGAGACUUCAUAAAGCUUUUGGACUUUGUGGGGAAAUUCAGCGUAUCAGAAGCUGAAGACAGAGCAGUGCCAGGAUCCAUACUGUUCCACAAGGAGUCAAACACACUACUUGUUCGCUGCAAGGAUGGCUGGGUGGGAUUCAAAACAGUGAUGCUGAGGAAAAGGCUUUCAGCUGCAGAUUUUUACAAUGGCUACCUUCACACCUUCUUCAUAAAGAGACAUUGCCUACAACACCAGCACUGCCUGUUUCAGAGCAAACUGGCCCAAACCAACGAACAGCCUUCAAGACUGACCCCUCCCAGACUGGGUGCACACACAACUGGAACAGUUUAUCGCUCAAAAGACUGAACUUAAACACGUUUGUGCCACAAACAUAUGCCUGUUUUAAGGCGGUGUUGUAUAAUUAUUAGCCCACAUUAGCUGACCAUGCCUGAAUGCAGUGGUAGGUGACUCAGUGAGGAGAAGGGAAACUGGCUUGAUACAGUUAAGCUCAAUUUUAAUGGGGAGAAGAAAAAAAACAUUUUCCCAGAAGAUUGUGACAUUGCUCUGUACACCAGACAAGCUUAUUUUGCUUGGGCGUAACCUCUCUGAAUUGCUAUGACUCUUGAAGUGUGUGCAGUUUAUCAAUUUUGGUAAAGAGCAGAACUUUGAAUCAGCUUUUCUGAUUGGGCAGAAGCGAUGAGCUGCAUCAGCUGUCUCACAUGUGGAAGUGUGUGAUCUUUUUUAGUGUCACCUUUUACUGGUGACCAGGGCUAAUAAAACAGGGUUGAGACAGAAUGACAAGUCCAUGCCAGGGUUAUUAAAAAAUGCACAAAACAGGGCCCAGGUGGUAACUUUGCGUAAUGGCUGUGGUAGAUUCCGCUUUACUCCUACUGUCAACUCGCAAUUCGUUGUCCCCCCUGUAUUUAGCUGCAUUUAGAAUUUCUAAAGUUCUACCCAGUCUUAAAAAGAGACCACCACAAUGCACUGAGAUGUAGGCUACCGGAAAAUUGAAACGUGGCAAUUUUUAAAUUGGAACAAUUUAUUAAAGGGUUACACAUUGUAAAUGCCAAAAUUGGGGGAUACAUAUUUUUUGUGCAAUUUGUCCUGUAGGUGGCUUGGGAAAAAAAAAACACUUUCAGUGCAGGAAUAACCCUGCAUGCAUUGCUGCCAAACCAGAAGAAAAUUAGGAAUGUUAUCACAUGGAGCUACUUGGUUCCAGUUUGACACCUGUGUGCACGCACGCACGCACACAACCAAAUUUCAAUAACCUUGAGGACGGCCUCACUUAUUGGCUCUACCCUAUGUGUAGCUUAACCACUCCCUUGAUGCUGCAAUAAAAAGCCUACAUUAUUAAAGUUC